AUGCCUCGGAGGAAAGCCGCUCAGGCUGACUCUCCCCAUGACCACGAACUGCGGUCUUCGAACAAGCGGGCGCACGACCCCGAUGCCGCCGACUUGACGUCGACCCCUGCGAAGCGGCGGCGUGCCUCGGCGUCUCAAGAGGCGCGCAGUGUCGAGAAAGAGCCGACAGCAGGGACCGAAGAAACGCUUCCAGCCGUCGACGAAGUGGUCCAGUUCAAUCCCGAAACCGAGGCCUCCGCCCAGGACCAAGACGAGUCCGAACCACCAAUCGUCACUCCGCGGAAGCGCGGCCGGCCGCCGAAAGCCUCCAGCACCCCUCGCUCCAAGGCGAACGCGACGUCCACAUUUGCGACGCCAAGCAAGGUCGUCGUCGGCUCACAGGUGCCCACGCCAAGGAGACUGGCGGCGGAUCGGUCGGCUCGCAAGAAGAGCGCGAGGGCCCUCAUCGAGAAUGUGGUGCGCAACGGCGCCGGCGACGAUGAAGCCGACGAUGACGGUGGCGAUACCCUCGUUCGGGAGAUUUACGAGGACAGCGACGACAACGACGACGACGACAAGAGUGGUGAAGGGCUCGACAGUGUGGCCGCGACACCCUCCAAAACGCCCAGGCAGGGACGUCCAAAGAAAGCAAAGUCUCCCACACCGCCUCGGGACCUGCCGCCUCACGAGCUCUACUUUGUCCACAAUAAACCCGGCCGGCCCAAGACCUCGCACAAUACCCUGGGCUCCUUGGCCCUCCUGACCCACGAAGAGUACUUUAACAUUUUGCACGAGCACCAGGAUCGGCACAGCGCCGACGUCGAGUAUCUCGAGGCCUUGCACGCAGAGUCUUUCCCGCAAUGGACCUUUGAGCUCCUCCAGGGCUUCAGCCUCUGCUUGUAUGGCUUCGGCUCGAAGCGCGCACUGCUACGCAAGUUUGCAAGGCAUCUGCAUUCACGAGACCCAGGGGACUUCUUGCGCAAGACGGUCAUUGUCAAUGGCUACUCCCACUCGGCAAACAUGCGAGAGAUUCUCGGCUGCAUCGGGGCCGCCAUCGAUCCCAAGCAGCGAAUCCCCACGUCCACACCGCCAGCCAUGGUGCACAGCAUCAUGACCCUCCUCUCGUCGGUCGACCUAGUCCUCACCGUCAUCAUCAACUCCAUCGACGCCGCGCCCCUGCGCAAGCCAGGCAUGCAGGCCAUCCUCGCCCAGCUCGCCGCCCACCCGCAGGUCAACCUCGUCUGCUCGACCGACACUCCCGACUUCCCCCUGCUCUGGGACGUCGGCGUCCGCUCCGCCUUCAACUUUGCCUUUCACGACUGCACCACGUUUGCGCCCCUGACGGUCGAGCUCGACGUCGUCGACGAGGUGCACGAGCUGCUCGGCCGCAAAGCCCGCCGCGUCAACGGCAGGGACGGCGUCGCCUUUGUCCUGCGCAGCUUGCCCGAGAACGCAAAGAACCUGUUUCGCCUGCUCGUCAGCGAGGUCCUCAUCGCCUUGGAUGAAGAGGGCGGCGCUGCGGGGGACGAGUCCGCCGGCGUCGAGUAUCGCAUGGUGUACAACAAGGCCGUCGAGGAAUUCAUCUGCACGUCCGAGAUGGCUUUUCGGACACUGCUCAAGGAGUUUCACGAUCACCAGAUCAUCACAAGUCGCAAAGACGCCAUCGGGACGGAGCUGCUGAGCGUGCCGUUUUCCAAGGAGGAGUUGGAAGCCAUGCUGGAGGACUUGAUGGCGUGA
Molecule: messenger RNA, 1716 nt
Organism: Hirsutella rhossiliensis
Lineage: Eukaryota; Fungi; Ascomycota; Sordariomycetes; Hypocreales; Ophiocordycipitaceae
Product: origin recognition complex subunit 2 domain-containing protein
Exons: 2
Coding region: 1-1716 (571 amino acids)
Biological process (GO): DNA replication
Cellular component (GO): nuclear origin of replication recognition complex; nucleus
Molecular function (GO): DNA replication origin binding
Source: RefSeq, a predicted model, not a curated record